Messenger RNA from Thlaspi arvense, 4504 nucleotides. NCBI's taxonomy places the organism in Eukaryota, Viridiplantae, Streptophyta, Magnoliopsida, Brassicales, Brassicaceae. The record is from the annotation of a GenBank genome assembly.
CGAGCGACCCUUUUUUACCGCUGUUCGUUUCUGAAAAACGAGAAAAUGAAAUUGUAGAAACCGAUCGGAUCCAAAUAUCCUUCUUCUUGUCUUAUCUACACGUGCCGCAUUUUGAACUUAUCCAACAGAAGAAAGAUGUGUCUGAAGCUCUCCCGCUCGCAUGGCGAAUCCUCUAGUUCUAUAAUCUGACCUCGUUUUGGCCAAACCCACUAAAACGGCGUCGUUUCGGUUAUCCGAUGCUGACGAAAGGUCUUCACUUGUUGUCUUCCUCAAUCUUCCACCGCUUUGCUUCUCGCAGCAUCGCGUCUCUGUCUUCUUUACCCGGAAGAAGAAUUCGCGUCCGUACAAAUCAUCCUUCGUUUUCUUUCCCUUUCUCGCCGGUUAUCUCGAGACCCAUUUCCUCAGGCAAGGUCUUGGCCAUGGCGGAAGGGACCUCUUCUUCAACCUCGUCCACAUCUCAGAAACAUACCAACCGUUUAGCCGCCGAACACAGUCCUUAUCUUCUUCAACACGCGCACAAUCCGGUUGAUUGGUAUCCAUGGGGAGAAGAAGCUUUUGAAGAAGCAAGGAAGAGAGACGUGCCCAUCUUCUUAUCAAUUGGAUACAGUACAUGCCACUGGUGCCAUGUGAUGGAGGUUGAGUCAUUUGAAGAUGAACAAGUGGCAAAACUCUUGAACGAUUCGUUCGUUAGUAUCAAGGUGGAUCGAGAAGAGCGGCCUGAUGUCGAUAAGGUCUAUAUGUCGUUCGUCCAGGCUCUGUACGGCGGAGGAGGGUGGCCACUCUCGGUCUUUCUUUCACCUGAUUUGAAGCCAUUAAUGGGUGGAACCUACUUUCCUCCAAAUGACAACUAUGGAAGACCAGGAUUCAAGACCCUCCUUAGGAAGGUGAAAGAUGCGUGGGACACUAAGAGGGAUACGCUUGUGAAGAGUGGUACCUAUGCUAUUGAAGAACUAUCAAAAGCUUUAUCUGCAAAUGCUGAAACUGAUAAAUUGCCUGAUGAGCUUUCUCGGUCGGCUGUGAGUAUAUGUGCAAAACAACUUUCUCGGAGCUACGAUUCGAAAUUCGGUGGGUUUGGAUCUGCGCCAAAGUUCCCAAGGCCUGUGGAGAUCCAGCUGAUGCUUUAUCACUUCAAAAAGUUGAAAGACUCUGGGAAAGCGAGUGAGGCUGAAGAAGACCAGAGCAUGGUUUUGUUCAGCUUGCAAGGCAUGGCAAACGGAGGGAUGCAUGAUCACAUUGGAGGCGGGUUCCAUAGGUACAGCGUCGAUGAAUGUUGGCAUGUUCCGCAUUUUGAGAAGAUGCUAUAUGAUCAAGGGCAACUAGCUAAUGUCUACCUUGAUGGCUUUAUCAUUACCAAAGAUGUCAUGUAUUCUUAUGUGGCAAGAGACAUACUUGAUUAUCUGAGAAGAGACAUGAUUGCACCUGAAGGUGGAAUAUUUUCUGCUGAAGAUGCCGAUAGCUUUGAAUUCGAAGGUGCAAAUAGAAAGAAAGAAGGAGCUUUCUAUAUAUGGACCAGUGAUGAGAUUGAUGAAGUCCUCGGGGAGAAUUCAGAUCUUUUUAAGGAGCAUUAUUAUGUCAAGAAAUCAGGUAACUGCGAUCUCUCGAGCAUGAGUGACCCGCACGAUGAAUUCGCUGGGAAGAACGUACUGAUCGAAAGAAACGAGCUUUCUGCCAUGGCAUCAAAGUUUAGCCUCUCCAUUGACAAGUAUCAGGAGAUUUUGGGUGAAUGCCGAAGAAAGCUUUUCGAUGUCAGGUUGAAGCGACCUAAGCCGCAUUUAGAUGAUAAGAUAAUCGUGUCGUGGAACGGUCUUGUUAUCUCGUCUUUCGCAAGAGCUUCCAAGAUUCUCAAGGCUGAGCCUGAAAACACUAAAUACUGUUUCCCUGUGGUGAAUAGUCAGCCAGAGGAUUACAUAGAAGUUGCAGAGAAAGCAGCUUUGUUUAUAAGAGGGAAUCUCUAUGAUGAGCAAUCACACAGGUUACAACACAGUUACAGACAGGGACCAUCGAAAGCUCCUGCCUUUUUAGACGAUUAUGCUUUCUUGAUCACUGGUUUACUCGAUCUCUACGAGAAUGGAGGUGGGAUCGAGUGGCUUAAAUGGGCGAUUCAACUUCAAGAAAUGCAGGCAAGAGGAGCCUACUUCAAUACUCAAGGACAAGACCCAUCUGUUCUUCUCCGUGUAAAAGAAGAUCACGAUGGUGCAGAGCCUUCAGGGAACUCUGUUUCUGCUAUUAACCUUGUGAGAUUAGCUUCCAUAGUCUACGGAGAGAAAGCUAAAUCCUACCUUAACACCGCACAGCGUCUCCUGGCGGUCUUUGAGUUGAGGUUAAGAGAAUUGGCCGUGGCUGUGCCGUUGAUGUGCUGCGCCGCGGAUAUGAUCUCUGUUCCGUCGAGGAAACAAGUCGUAUUGGUUGGUUCUAACUCUUCUGUUGAGCUCAACAACAUGCUUUCUACAGCACAUUCGGUCUAUGAUCCUAAUAAAACGGUGAUUCACAUCGAUCCUUCGAGUUCUGAUGAGAUGGAGUUUUGGGAAGAGCAUAACAGUAAUGUAGCCGAGAUGGCGAAGAAGAACAGAAACUCUGAGAAAGUGGUGGCUCUUGUUUGUCAACACUUCACUUGUAGCCCUCCUGUCUUCGACUCUUCUUCUCUCGUUCGCUUACUCUCCAAGUAACAAAGAGAUUCCAUGUUUUUAAUGGUUGCUUGUGUUUUAAGGAACAACAUGAACGUUUUUGUUCUGUAUAACAGAGUUGAUCAAUAAAAUACAGGAGGCGUCCUCUGCUCAGAGAGAAGUAAACCGAAUUUUGUAUGAGGUUUCUUUUGGUUGAACUCAACCGGAAUUAACCGGAUUUUGUCAUAUUCCUUAUCAUCUCUAUCCUCUCCAGCAACAGAGAAAACGUGGAUUCGAUCGCCGAAAAUGGCAUCUCACUCUUCGACUCUCUUCUCUUCUCCUUCUUCGUUCAAUCUCUUCUCCUCUCAUCGUCUCCAUCUUUCUCCGAAUUACUUCACUCUCCACUAUCAUCGUCCCGGAAAGAGAUCCGAUUUGAACUUACGAUGCUCAGUCUCUAUCGAAAAGGAAGUUCCCGAAACCGAAAGACCUUUCACUUUCCUCAGAGACUCUGAUGGUGAUUUUGAAUCUUCUUCUGCUUCGGUUAGGGCUCGUUUCGAGACAAUGAUAAGAGCUGCUCAGGACAAUGUCUGCGAAGCCAUUGAAGCAGUCGAAGGAGGCCCCAAAUUCAACGAAGAUGUUUGGUCUCGACCCGGCGGAGGCGGCGGAAUCAGCCGUGUCUUGCAAGACGGAAACGUCUGGGAGAAAGCUGGAGUCAACGUCUCUGUGGUUUACGGUGUUAUGCCUCCUGAAGCUUAUAGAGCAGCUAAAGCCGCCGCGUCUGAUCAUAAACCCGGCCCGAUUCCGUUCUUCGCCGCCGGAAUUAGCUCGGUCUUGCAUCCGAAAAACCCUUUUGCUCCCACCCUGCAUUUCAAUUACCGCUACUUCGAGACCGACGCUCCAAAGGAUGUUCCUGGAGCUCCGAGACAAUGGUGGUUCGGUGGUGGGACUGAUUUCACACCUGCUUACAUUAUCGAAGAGGACGUCAAGCACUUCCAUUCGGUUCAAAAGCAAGCAUGUGACAAAUUCGACCCUUUCUUCUACCCUCGGUUCAAGAAAUGGUGUGAUGACUACUUUUACAUCAAGCACCGUGACGAGAGGCGAGGGCUUGGAGGGAUAUUUUUUGAUGAUUUGAAUGACUAUGAUCAGGAGAUGCUUCUGUCAUUUGCCACAGAAUGUGCAAGCUCAGUGAUACCAGCUUAUAUACCCAUAAUAGAUAAACGUAAAGACACGCCAUUUAACGAGCAACACAAGGCAUGGCAACAGUUGCGAAGAGGGAGAUAUGUUGAAUUUAACUUGGUGUAUGACCGUGGAACAACAUUUGGUCUGAAGACAGGAGGGCGAAUAGAGAGUAUUCUUGUCUCUCUUCCGCUAUCCGCAAGAUGGGAAUAUGACCAUAAACCGGAAGAAGGAACUGAGGAGUGGAAGCUAUUAGAUGCUUGUAUCAAUCCAAAAGAGUGGAUUUAGUUAAUUUAUUGUGGUUACUUUUGAGUUAUAGCCUUAAAAGGGUAAGAGUCUAAUGAAGAAGAGUGAGAAAGAGAGAAUGUGUGAUGAAAAGGCCUUACCCUGUAAUUUUGCGUCAUCUCAUCAUGAGUUUACUGACCAAAGGAAGGUCAUGAUUGUGAUGAUGGAGUGUACAAUACCAUUGAUGAUGAUGAUAAAAGUAUUAAACUUUACAAACUUACUGACACAGUAAAAAGCAUGAGUCUUGUCAGGUUAAGAGACGUUGGCUCAAAGAAACAAGCCUCUCUCGGUGCACGCACACGCGUGAGCCACUUGCUCGGUAGAUGUUAACACGAGACAGAACAAAAGUUGGUGAGAUAACUUUGAAUCUGAUGAUAUGAUUUGUAUAUAAAAUAUCGUUUCAAGAUUCAACCACUCGGUUUUGUGUCUAAACAUUUCGG